This is a messenger RNA of Pseudogymnoascus destructans, 942 nucleotides long. RefSeq lists its product as uncharacterized. Gene Ontology annotation, cellular component: mitochondrial inner membrane. Gene Ontology annotation, biological process: ubiquinone biosynthetic process. Bases 151 to 942 code for a protein of 263 amino acids. The record is from RefSeq and is a predicted model, not a curated record. The transcript is spliced from 2 exons. Gene Ontology annotation, molecular function: 3-demethoxyubiquinol 3-hydroxylase activity. NCBI's taxonomy places the organism in Eukaryota, Fungi, Ascomycota, Leotiomycetes, Thelebolales, Thelebolaceae.
CAAUAAUGCCUUGAUAAACCUCGAACGCAGCAACAAACCAACAAUUUGAACCUCGAAUCUCUCAGCUCCAAUCUAUCUACACGCUUAUUUACUACAUAUUUGCUAUUUAUUUACUGCUCAUCUGGCUAAAACUUUCUUUAUAUAGCCACAAUGGCACCAAUAAGCACCAAACCCGCAGCCCGACUCGUCCGAUGCAACCUCCCAAUAUAUGAUUUUCUAACCCCACGAUUCUCCCAAACCAUCCGCACACGAGCUCUCCACACAUCACCUCGAGACCGCACCGCAGCCGCAGCAGCAGCUGCACCCUCCCCCAACACCCCUCCCGCAGCCACGUCGUCCACCCCAUCACCGGCCUCCAAGCCUUCCAAGCCCCUAACCCAGGCCCAACGAGACUUCCUCUCCAGCGCCCUGCGCGUCAACCAAGCUGGCGAGCUCGCCGCAACCCUCAUCUACCGCGCCCAAACCCCCCCCAUCGUCGCCUCCCACCCCCACCUCCGCACUCUCAUGAAACACAUGUACGACCAAGAAGCCGCCCACUUCUCCACCUUUAACGCCCUCCUCGCACGACAUCGCGUGCGUCCCACAGCCCUCUACCCCGUCUGGGUCGCCGCCGCCACCGCGUUAGGGUGGGGUACCGCGUUCCUUGGCCGCGAAGCAGCGAUGGCGUGUACGGAGGCGGUGGAGACGGAGAUAGGGGGGCAUUAUAAUGAGCAGGUAGCAAGCUUGUUGGAGAUGGUGAAGGGGAUGGAGGAGGAGGCGGUGGAGGUGGGGGAAGAGUUGAGGGGGUUGGUGGGGGAGAUUAGACGGAUUAGGGAUGAGGAGUUGGAGCAUUUGGAUCAUGCGGUGGAGAAUGAUGCGAGGUUGGCGGUGCCGCAUGAGUUGUUGACGGGGGUUAUUAGGGUGGGUUGUCGGGGGGCGAUUUGGGUUAGUGAGAGGGUGUAA